This is a messenger RNA of Colletotrichum karsti, 1206 nucleotides long. RefSeq lists its product as uncharacterized. NCBI's taxonomy places the organism in Eukaryota, Fungi, Ascomycota, Sordariomycetes, Glomerellales, Glomerellaceae. Gene Ontology annotation, molecular function: FAD binding. Bases 1 to 1206 code for a protein of 401 amino acids. The transcript is spliced from 9 exons. The record is from RefSeq and is a predicted model, not a curated record.
AUGACUUCCGAAACCCUCCAUGUUGCUAUCAUUGGAGCAGGCGCAACUGGCCUGCUCAUUGCGCAAGGACUGAAAAAGGCCAACAUCCGGGUGUCUGUAUUUGAGGGAAUGUCGCAAGACACAUAUGACAACAACCCAAGAACUUGGACUAUGGCCCUCCAUUGGUCUCGCCGCAAUGUCGAGCAGUGCCUCCCGGCUCACUUGUUUCGCGACUUAUUUCUGGCAUAUACGAAUCCUUGGCAGGAGCCAUCCCAAGAACAAGCGCAGAGCUUGCCGAUUUCUGACGGCAAGACUGGAGAGCUUCUGUUUGCAGCUCCGGUCGAUGACGCGAGACGAGUCGUUCGCCAGAAGCUUCGAAACCUUUUUCGACAAGAGCUUAACGUGAACUUCGGACACGAACUUCUGGAAGUCAAAAUUCACCAAGGAGAAGUUGUACUUGCCUUCCAGCAUGGCGAAAGUAUCACGGCCGAUAUCGUCAUUGGAGCUGAUGGAGCCAAAAGCGUCGUGAGGAACCACCUGGUCGAAGGCGAAGCAAGAACUUUGAAACGAGUUCCUUUGGUCUCAACGAACAUCGGAUGUCGCUAUUCCGCAGAACAAGCAAUGUACCUUCGCAAACGAAUCCAUCCCAUUGCAAAUAUGUCUGUUCAUCCAGACCAAGAAACAUUAUUCUUUUUAGCUCUGGCCGAUGUACCUGAUCCCAAAGACCCCAAAACUUGGGAGUUCCAAGUAGCCCUUUCUCUGUGGACCGACGAGGAGCCCCCCGAAACAAACGAAGGCCGAAUGAAGCUUUUCAAAAAGCUUGCGGGCUCAUAUUGCGAACCAUACCGAUCCGCGGCGCUUUGGGUCCCGGAUGAUACUUAUAUUCCAAGAGAUAAGUACGCGGAGUGGACCAGUAUCGUCCCCUGGAACAACUUUGGCGGUAGAAUUACUUUGGCUGGGGACGCUGCGCAUCCGAUGUGUCCGUUUCGAGGACAGGGCUUGAACAAUGCUUUGCAGGAUGCGGGUAAUUUGGUGAAUGCUUUGGUGGCGGUGCAGCAGGGUGCCAAGAGCAUGGCUGCUGCGAUUGACUCCUACGAUGCGGAGGUUUAUGCCCGAGGAAAGAGAGAGAUCGAAACCUCGGAAGAGUCGAUGUACGGACUUCAUCAUUAUGAUGCUGUGAAGUCAUCUCCUCUCAACAACAUUGGCUUACGGGAGCAGAAGAACUAG